AUGUCUCGUCGCUCCCAACGAAGGAGCACUGAAAGUGGAACGUUAGGAGGUGCCAGGCCUCGCGGGCGGGGCGUGCUGCCUCGGCCGCGGGCGGACAGCAGUGAUAUUACUAGAGCUAUUCCAUGUGGGUACCCGAGUUCAGUUCACAGCAGCAGCAGUGCGGGGUGAAGACAAUGUGUCUGCCUCUCUCGAUCGAGCCCCCCAGUUCACGCCCAGCUCGUACAGCAGUCACCGAUGAGCCCUGAUGUGUGUUGUUCUGCUGUUACAUACCGAAGGUUUGUGUGAGCAAGGGAGUGGCGUGUGGAUGCGACCAUGUGUACUCGAGUGCAUGUGGGAGAUACCGGUAGGGUGUGUGGAGAACGGGAGACGGUGGUUGUCAGCGGUCUCUUCGCCCAGUUAAGAAAAAAAGACCCUCGGAAGAUCCAGGGAAAACCCAGUCACAAAAGGGUUCAGAAGGCAUGUCACGAUUGGGCGCUCACCUCCACGCCCCUACGCAGGCAACCUGUUUUCAUCCACGGAGCCCCUUCACGAUUCCAUGAUAUCGACAUUCAGGCCCCGACCUGUUAUGCAUGCUUAUAUUUACGCAUAACUGGGCCUUUCGUGCAUAAGCAAAAGCAUAAGUUGGAGCGCGCAUAUAUAUACAUAUAUUUUAUGCAUAAAAGUGUGCAUAACAGGGGUUAUUGUGCAUGUAGCGGUGAAUAUGCACGAGUGAGAUGGGGGUAAGGGGUGGCUCAGACGCUCAGACAGCUCAUUGUAACCAAAACCGAGCUUUUUUAUCCCCUUCAAAGCCUCUUGGUUUUUAACUCUUUAGUUUCAAGUCCACAGAUCAGACAACAAAUUG
Molecule: messenger RNA, 841 nt
Organism: Ectocarpus sp. CCAP 1310/34
Lineage: Eukaryota; Phaeophyceae; Ectocarpales; Ectocarpaceae
Source: the annotation of a GenBank genome assembly